AUGUCAUCAUUGAAUAUGGAUCCGAACCUCUCCGCGGCCAUGCACCCCCAGCAGGUCGCCGUGGCCGCCAACAACCUGCAGCAGGGCGCUCACCCCAACAUCUUGCCGCACCAGACCACUCCCACAACACAUCACGGCCCUGGACGUCCCCCUAACUCGGAAAAACAGCUAGUCAUUGACGGUCGCCGCUUCCAGCGCCUCGAGGACACCGUCAACAAGCUGCUCGAGCUCACCCAGCUCAUGAUGAACCGUCAGGAGGAGCUGAACGACAUCAUGGUCCAGCGCCAACAGAACCUCCAGAACCAGGUCUCCUUCACCGAGGAGCGCCUGCAGCUCGCCAUGGACAACAGCGGCCACCCAGACGGUGAGGGCGAGGACGACGAUGAAGACGAUGACGACGACGAGGAGCGCGACCCGCCGGACAUGGCCUACCCUCCCCUUGGCAUGCAGUUCCGUCCAAACUUUGGCGCCAAGAAGGCUCUGGAGGGCUUGCUAGACAACAUCAACCUGUGGGCUAAGGAGCACGGGUACAAGUGUGCUACCCUGCGGAGCACUCAGAAACCUGGCGAGCGUGUUCGCGUCGCCAUCCGAUGUGCCCUGGGCGGCGAGGCCAGGUACAAGAUGACUGACGAGAACGGGGAGACGCUGAUUCGGACAAAGAGCGGCCAGCUGCGGAAGCCCUACCGCAAGAGAACGAGCAAGAAGACCGGGUGCCAAUUUGGAUUCAUCCUCGGAGAGACCGGCCAGGGUACCAACAUCUUCGAGGUCCGCUACCACCCCAAUGGAAGCCCACCUCACAAUCACCCUCCCAUGGAAUUUUAG
This is a messenger RNA of Diaporthe amygdali, 822 nucleotides long. RefSeq lists its product as uncharacterized. The record is from RefSeq and is a predicted model, not a curated record. The transcript has a single exon. The coding region runs from base 1 to 822 and encodes 273 amino acids. NCBI's taxonomy places the organism in Eukaryota, Fungi, Ascomycota, Sordariomycetes, Diaporthales, Diaporthaceae.